Messenger RNA from Stylophora pistillata, 1939 nucleotides. RefSeq lists its product as uncharacterized. Gene Ontology annotation, biological process: cell differentiation; regulation of transcription by RNA polymerase II; anatomical structure morphogenesis. Gene Ontology annotation, molecular function: RNA polymerase II cis-regulatory region sequence-specific DNA binding; DNA-binding transcription factor activity, RNA polymerase II-specific. NCBI's taxonomy places the organism in Eukaryota, Metazoa, Cnidaria, Anthozoa, Scleractinia, Pocilloporidae. The record is from RefSeq and is a predicted model, not a curated record.
CAAUCGUGCUAUCCAGUACAAAAGCAGGCAACGGAAAAGUGCUCGCAGAACUUCGACAAACUCUACACAAGUAACAUCCUUUGAGUCAAACCGUACCAUGAUUUCGUCAACCGAAGUUGGAUCUUCGGCCUUUACGCCCGUGUCACAACCUAAGUCGCCAAUUGGGCAAGCCGAUGAGAACAGAGAUGAAUACCAGUGGAGAAAUCGCAACACGAACUUGCCAUUUUCUCGUCAUUUCUGGUCUGUAUGGGGACCAUACUCUCCCACUUUCAGUCCAGCAGCUAUGGAUCAUGUUUUGAAGCCUUCAAGUCCUCCCCUUUGGCCCAUGUGCUCGGCCUUUGGAGGGCCAGCCUAUCCUUCCUUUUGGAAGGAACGCUUUCACCAGUUCAGAUUCGCGUCGUGUUCUGAUGAAGAAAAGCCCAGUCAGUCUUACAUCGGACUUAUCGCCGAAGCAAUCCUAAGCUCACCCGAAGAGAAACUUAUUCUGAGUGACAUUUAUAACUACAUCCUGACACAUUACCCUUACUUCAGAAACAAGGGCACUGGCUGGCGAAACAGCAUACGUCAUAAUCUGUCUCUAAACGACUGUUUUGUCAAGGCUGGGCGCAGUCCGAACGGGAAGGGCCAUUUCUGGGCGAUCAGCUCCGUGUACUAUGAGGACUUCAGACGCGGUGACUUCAGGAGAAGAAGAAUACAGAAAAGGUCUCACAAAAGCCGUAGAGCAUCGAGCGAAUCCAAAGAUGAUGUCGUUAUCUGCAAAGCAGAGAGCAGCGAGGAAGUAGGAAAAGUCACUGAGGAACAAGAUGAAUUGGUUGUCGAGUGUUCCACAAGUGAAUGCGACGAACAGAAAGAAGAAGAACCCACCACAGAGAAGAUUGAAAGUCUUUGCCAAGAAAAGCGCAAGUCGUUUGACAUGGCUAGCUUGCUUGCACCCGAUAGAGGACAACGCGAAGGAGGAUUUCUUGUCCCAGUAUACCCUCGUCCGUUCGACCCAAGUUUCGUGUACACCGCGCGCUAUCCGGCGCAUGUAGGUGAAUAUGUCUCUCCUUCGCCGGUGUUUGAGCGCUCGCAUGGAUCAGAGCCAACAAAGCUUAUUUUCCCAUACAAUUAUAGACUUGCUUGUUAAUUCAGGCAUUUGAACUCUUUGGACAGCCAAUUUGCAGUCGAAAGAAGUCCUGCAAACAACGAGCUCACGUAAACAGCCUGGAUUUUUGCUCCCGUAGAACUGACAAGGUCGGUCAAAUAGGCCGAAAUUAGACUGUUUAAUCAGAGGUUUAACUAUAACAAACAGUGUUUAGAAGAACUAUAUGAAAAGAACACUCACGAGAAAUUAUUUCAGAGUUUGAGUCUAUCUAUUAUAUUUUAGCGUCGUUUAAAAAGAAUAGAGGAAAAAUGAAACGAUUGUGAAAAUAUUUUAUUCCAAAGUAUUUGACUAUGUCAAUCUGAGGGAUUCUUUUCCUGUUUUAGGAAAGUGAUUUUAUUUUAACUCAUUGCAGUAUUUGUAAAUAGUUUCUUUCGAAGAAAAGGAACUUGAAAAAGAAAUUAGUCAGGAAGACACAGAGGAAAUGAUAUAUUAAUGAUUACAGAUUUAAUAAUUCACUCAUUCAGAGCAAGAAACUGUAGCUAACAACUCAUUUGCAAAGCUUUAAAUACUUUCGUAAAGAAAAUUCGUUGUUUCAUUUUGGAACUAAAUUAUUUCAUUACUGAACGCAAAGUUAUUGAAACUUCAAUUUGCCGUAGAUGCUUUUUACAGAGCGAAAGUAAUGUAACGCGUUAAAAUAUUUGGGCUAUUAUUUUUUUUCUAUGGCGAGUGAAGGAAGCUAUGGAGUUAUUUUAGCUGGAUGCACGUAGAAAACUGUCUUAAACUCACUUGUUUAGAUCAGUAAAACUAGUGAAAGCGUAUGGCUUUACCGUUGAAUAAACUCCAGUAUAUGUUUAA